CCAGCUCCGAAAAAAAAGAAAAAAGAAAAAAAAAAAGUGCAAGGGUUUCCUUUACCCAGGGCCCGAAGGUGAUGUCUUUGUCUGUGUGUGUGACUCACUGUGAUGUCUGUGCUUGGCUUUGACGGGUUUCCUAUUUCCUCCAGGGAUUUGAACCGUAUGCCUCCUGACCACAGGUCGAAACGUUCUGCUUCUCCUCCAUGUCCAGCGUGGCUUUAUUUCCUUCUCUUCUGCUCGCCUCAGCCUAAAGCUUUUCUCGCUUGGCAUCUCUGGCAGUCAGCCUUCCUCCUAUCCAUGCGGCCUUCAGCCUGAUCCUGCAGCACGGGCUGGGGACUUGGCUGUUUGGUUAUGAGAACCGAGUGCUUGUUUAGACCGGGAAGCAGUCCGCAUGCGCACUGGUGUCAGACAGCUCUGACUGGAACACUCUGAGUGGCCUGAGUGGAUGGUUACAGAGUGUGACAGAGCGAAAUGUGGGAGUUAUGAGCAGCAGAGUGGAAAUCCUGAGCGCUCGCCCUGUGGAGUGGAAGGAAAUUGUGCUUUAGUUAAAACCUGCUUCCUGGUUUAGGCGCUGGGCAGCGGAAGCUCUUGGGUCUGUGCUUGCCUCUACCUCCAUUCCGACAGCUUCUCGAUGGCAUCUCGGGUUUUAUCAAGGACUCUUAUGUCCAUCUUGUUUCUGGGGAGUGCUGCUUGCUCCUUUAAUAAAAACAACUAAAGCCCACCCUUCGCCGUCUUCGGUCUUUUGCUUAGUAGUGAGUUUGAUGAUUGUCCACAGAAGAAACAGCUAAUCCUGUGUUCUCGAUUUAGAGGUGGGAAAACAAAGGCUUGUCAAAAUCCAUUGACUAACUUAAAAACCACUAGAACUUUAGUUUGCUUAUUUAGUUUAUGUGUGUGUGUGUGUGUCUGUCUGUGCACUCAAUGUAUGUGUACAUGUGUGUGCAUGCAUAUGUCUAGCCAUGUUGUUUUGUUUUUGUAGUACAAUUUAAGGUGCAGUUCAUACCUACUCGUAGAUGAAGAAGAGUCCAUGUAUGAAUUUACCAUAUUCUGCUUUUCUAUUCACCGAUUAAUAGAUAUUGGAUUUAUUUUCCACUUUGGGGAAUAAUAAGCUAUAUUUUUAGUGAUCUUAUAUUAUCUGGAUAGCAAAAGAAAUAAAGCAAUACAUACAUACACAUACUAGUGUGUGUGUGUGCAUGUGAGUGUUGUGUGUAUGUAUAUAUAUGUGUGUAUGUAUAUAUGUGUGAGUAUGUGUAUAUGUGUUGUAUAAAUGUGUGUGUGGUUUUGUGUGUGUUUGUGUAUGAUUGUGUAUGUGUAUGUGGUUUUGUGUGUGUGUGUGUGGUUUGUGUGUGUGUGUGGUUUAGUGUCGGGGGGGUUGGUGUGUGUGUGUGUGUGUGUGUGUGUGUCCUGACUCUCCUGGAGACAGGAGGAGGACCAGAAAGUUCUCUUUCAUAUACAUUACAUUUGAAGCAAUUACUUGUAAAGUAACUUUUAUUUUGAAUCCUCAUAUCAUUUUAGUAAUUUGUAGUUUUAAAAGUUACCAAAACAAGUAUUUAGACCGUUCAGAAGUGCUGGGCGGUUUGGGAGGUGCUGGGCUGCAGACUAAGCCAAUUUGCGUUCGUAGGGUGUUUGAUGGAUGUGUGCAGCAGAGUUUAAGUCUCAGCAAAAAGUAAAGGGUUAACCAAAUCAGCAAGUUUUGAUUUCAUUUUUGUUGUCGUUGUUUUGGUUUUUGAGAUAUGGCCUCUCUACAUAGCCCUGGCUGCUGGCCUUGUAACCCUGGCUGGCCUUGAACCUGCAGAGAUCCACCUGCCUUUGCUUUCUGGGUGCUGGGAUUAACAGAGGUGUGCACCACUGCACCCGGCUUUAAUUUUUUUCUUUUUUAGGUUACAUAAUUGGUAAAGUCACAGCUUAAUCAAGUGUAAAUACCACAUGCCGGAACUAUAUAACUGAGUCUUAAGUCUUAAAUAGUGUCCAUAUUUUUUUUUCUGAGAUCCAAAUGUGAAGACUUUCUGAUCCAACCCAAGCCAAUCCUUUAUGGACACCAAUCCUUCUGUGGUUUCCCAUUUCUAUCUCCUGGUAACUAGGAGUCCGGUGUGAAUGCCGUGUUCUAGCCCAGGUCUGACCAAUGCAGAAAAGUUUUUCUACUUUCUACCUCCAUCUCUCUCCAUGCUGGGACCACAUGCAUGUGCCACCAUACCCAGUUUGAUGUGGCCCUGGCCAGAGAAGCCUCAGCUCUGUGCAGGCUACACGAUCAAGCAGCUGUGCUUACUUAUCCCCAGGGCAGCACAUCCUAAAGCUUUAUCCCUCUAAAAUGUCCCUUCUAAAAUGCUAUCCCGAGGGUUGGGGAUUUAGCUCAGUGGUAGAGCGCUUGCCUAGCAAGUGCAAGGCCCUGGGUUCGGUCCUCAGCACCGGGAAAAAAAAAAUGCUAUCCCGAGGCCUGGAGCAUUCAUGUAGCAAGCACAUGCUUAAAUCAAAGUGCAGAGUGUGGCAAUGGCACUCAGGGGUACCCAGAUGCUGAGGCAGGAUGAUUGGAGGGUAGGAUAGCAAGACCCUGUCUCGAAGGAAAGAAAAUUUAAGUAAGUUAAGGUGCAGCGGAGUUCAAGAGACAAGCUGGGGACAGAGCCACCAAACCUGUAAAGCAGACCUUCCCAAAGGGGACAGAUGAAUGGCAUCAGAGGAAAGAGCAGCCUCUGAAAGAGUACCAGUGUGAAGUGACAGGACUUCCAGAUGUUCAUUCUUUAUUCAGACACGGCUGGUUCAACGCGGUACGCGCCACAACCUGGGUCAGCACUGUUUGCAAGGAGACUAAGCUAAGGGAGACUCGUGAGUUACUGCAAGUUCAGCCCAAGUCUGUACAGAUGCCAUGGGUAAAAUCAUCGCAGUAUUCGGGUCCUGCUGCCUAAUGGAGUCCAGGUGACCCUGGACCUCCUCUCCAUGUCACCUUGGUCUUCCUGAUGUCCAUGUGGCCUCAUUUCACACAAAUGAUACUUGAAGCCAGUUUUCUUGUGUGUGAAUAAUCAUGAGUUCUGGCAAUAAUAAGCCUUUUUGUUUGCAGUACCCGAUCUCAAACCAGGGCCUUGUAUAUUCUAGACAAGCAGUCUACCAUUGAUAAGAACAUCUAUAAAGGAAUCGACUAAAACGUGGUGUGACAGCACACACCUUUGACCCAGCACUCUGGAAGCAAAGUCAGGAGGAGUUCUGUGAGUUCAAAGCCAGCUUGAUCUACAGUGUAGAGUGUACAGAGCCACACAGAGAGACCUUGUCAAAAAGAAAAACCCUAAGGUGACCAAUUAAUUACGCUUAUUUUGUGAGUCUAGGAGUUAACAUUUCUCUUCUUUCUGGCUGCCUCAGUUGAGCUAAUGCAAGCACAGGGAUCUCAGGAUGAAGUUACAUUUUUUUGACAAUGUAACACACUUUUUCUUCUAAGAGUUAAAAAAAAAAAAUCAAGUCUGUUUCCUUAGCAGUCUUCAGGUUACUUGCUCCACAGGGCAACAGUUUCAUGUAACUUUUUUUGUUUGAACCUGCCUUGUCUUUGAUAGCGAUCUGUUGUUAGACAACCUCGUUGCACAAUGACUCCACUUGUUCCCGUCUCUGUAUUAGCUGCUGACCACACGGUAGAAGAGACAGGAAGCAGUGGCUGGCUUAAGCUCCAUUUAACACUUCAAGCCCUAAGGAAGGAUUUUGCAAAAAAAAAAACAAAAAAAAAAACAAAAACAAAAACAAACAAAAAAAAAAAAGCAAAACACCAUCAUAUCGUCAAAGCUCCAAGUACUUUGAGAUAUUUAAAAAAUGCAUUACAGAAGUAAUUAAUAGCUAAGGCUCACGCAGGGAUUAAAGGCAGUGGAUUACUUCUGCGAUUGUGAUUUUCAAUGAUGUUUUAUUAUUUUUCCAAUAUGUCUUUACAAUCUGCUGCUAAUAAAGGUUGACAUUACCUACUAUGUAGUAGACGAGUGAUGUAAAAGGAACUUGUUCCAGAAUCCCCUUUGCCCAUUGAGGAUCCAAAUGUGCCAAUGUCUACCGUCCCGGAUUCCCCACCCCCACCCUGACAACAUUAAACUGCCAGAUACCACCUAGGAACGGAUUUCCUAUGUCAUCACUCAAACUCAUAUCUUCUUCCUUUGCUAUCUUGCCAAACUGGUUUUCCUUCAUUUACAUUUCUGAGACUCCAGUGUGGCAAAAUAACAGGUCUAGACUGCAUGAAUAGACAGAUAGUUGAGUUGUAGAGAUGGAGGGGAAACCAGGAGUCAGAAGGCGUUCUCUUUUGUCUUUCCAGUGUACUUCCUAAACAAUUCCUGAGCCCAGCCGACAGACAUCUGACUUGAUGUUUAGAAGGCGCCCAUUCCGUGUGCUUUUAUUCAUCAGCUGUCUGACAGCUCAGAAGUAGAAAGGCAGGGGAGUUUGCCCUAUGUUGUUACUGGUGGCCUUCGCUCACUUGGCAAUUAGAAAACAGUUAAGUCUGUGGAGACAAUCUCAGCCCCAUGGGGGGGUUCCCCAUGAUUGGCAGAGCUGGGAUCUGAGAGUCACUGAAGGACAGAUGUGGGGAAGGUGCAGAGAGGAAUCUGCCUCUUGGUUUCUUGCAGGAGGUACCUUCCCUCUCGGCAAAGCUGUGAGAUGGGAAAAUAAAAUAGGAAGACAUUGGGAAGCCUCAUGCCUCGGCUUAUCUGUCCACCCAUGAACACUCCUGAGUGUUACUUUUCUAAAAUGUCAGGUAUUUGGUCACUGAUUGCCAUGUUGAGAGUUAUCUGGAAAUGACUGUGAAGACCGGCUUGGUGGGUAACCAGGAAUAAGAAAGGUGAUGUUAUCUCAGAAGGUUGCCACUUAGUGACAUGCCCUAAUUACAGUUAUUUAGGUCAACGUGUCCACGCAUCAGCAUCCUCUCGAACGCAGAGGAUGUUGAUGGCGUGUGCCCACAAACCUGCUGAUGCUGAUGGUGACUUUGGUAAAACAUAAGCAGCCGCUCCUAAAAGAUAAGUGGGAAACCAAGGCACUGCACUUGGGGUAGGUCCUAGGUCAUGAUUUGCCCACAAAGGGAGCGACCGCAAAGGACAGAACACAGUGGUAAAAUGGGGUCAAAAGUAAAAAUUCCCUAAGUAUUUCCAACGUCAUUUCGAUCUAAAUCAUUUCAGUCAGAGAUACAAGCGUGGAGGCUCUAAUCCUCUCAGAAUGACACCCCCAGAGUACAGACAUGGUUCCUUCUCCACUGCUUCUAAGAGAAAGGAAGAGCAAAGAAACUAACCCAUGUAUUGGGAAUUGAUUUCCAGUUCCAGACUCUCCCUUUCAUCUCUGCUCAAGGGGCUUUGGGUAGUGCCACAUCUGGUGGUGGUUUGUAUGAACGGAAAUAAUAUGUGUGAUCGUUUCCUGUUUGGUCAUUUUAACCUGUCUCCGGACUGAACAGAAUUUGACCCACUUCCCUCAGUAGCAGGGUUCUGUCCAAAGACCUGGCUGAGUCUGGAAGCUGCCCUCACCCCUGGUCCUGAGCAUAGUGUGUUCAUUUGCAUAAGUUAUGUUGGCAGCUGGAGCAGAACUCAGGAUAUGUUUCUUCAGAGCCAAGAGUUAUUUUUGACAAGAGCCAAAGUCAAGUAAUGCUGGACUUUUGUUGUUGGUUUUGUUUUCUUUGUGUGUGUGUGUGUGUGUAUGUGUGUGUGUGUGUGUGUGUGUGUGUGUGUUGUGUUGUUGUGUUUUACUUUUGGAGGCAAAUUUUCUUUUAUUACUGACUUUAAAAACCACACAAAGUUUUAUAUUGUAUGACACCUGAAGUAGAGUUCUUUUGAAGACAGUACUAAAGCAGAAAAUAAUUCUUGGAAUGAUCUUUUUCUAGUCUGGCAUUGAUUCCCUCUGGCCCAGGCUGACUGACCCGUCCUGCAGAUCUUUCUCUGCCAUUCAUUUUCUGCAGUGGUAGCCAUGGUCAUGUGUCUGACAGACCAGGAAAUGUGGGACAAUUCUCUGUGCUGGAAUCUCUUUGCACAGCAAAGACUCGUCUGUUACAGGGCAAGUGCUGACUGUUCCCAAACCCGUCCUAGGACUACCUCAUUCUGUGAGCUAUGCUUUGCUCUUUAAAACCAGUUCCUUAAACUAAUUACAUUUUCUUCUCCCUUAGACACUUUAGAAAGGUAUGGAUGUUUAUUUUAGACCUUCUGACGUGCUCAGAUAAAACCCAGACGUGUUCAUAGCAUUACAAUCUUUGCCAGAGCAGGGAUGCAUACACCGUGGCCCUCCGGGCAAGUGCAGCCAGCAGUCUGUCUGUGCACAGGGUUUUUACUAUUUAUUUAUUGUGUAUGUAUAUGUAUGUUGGUAUAUGAAUGUGUCCACGUUUGCCUGUGUAAGGUGUGCCUAGAGGCCAGAAGUUGACUUUGAAUGUCUUUCUCAGUGACUGCCCACCUUAUUUCUUGAGACAGGGUCUCUCAUGGGCUUGCACUGGCUUUUUUAGGUGGGUACUGGGGAUCCAAAUUUAGGUUCUUAUGUUUCUCUACAAGCACGUUACCUGCUGAGCCAUCUCCCCAGCCCAAUGUCUCAUUUUUAAAGAGCUGUAGAGUAGGAAACAGAAAUAUAAAAAGAGACUAUACAGCCCACAAAUUUAAAAAAAAUAUUUACAACCAACACAAGCAUAGAAGUGUGCGUGUGUAAUCCCAGGAUUUGAGAGGUGGAAGCCAGAGGAUCACACAUUUGGGGCCAACCUUGGGGCUGUGUCACAGAAAGAUCCUGUCUCAAAAAUAAUAAUAACAAAUAAUCAUACAUAGUACUUUUACUCCUUUUCUUUUAACUGAAAUAAUUUACUGAUCCUUGAGUCAGGCCAGCAUUAUAAAGUCUUAGGCCUUAUAUUUAUGGCAGCUAAUGUGUCUUCCCCCUCGAGCUGUGCUAUCUCAUUGGGUACUGCUGGCUGAACCAAAGUAAAUUAUAUUUGUCCAGUGUAUCAGCACUCUUUUUAUAUGCCUCUAGUGGACUGAAAUUCUAGCUCCUCUCCCUCCCCCAGAGUUUCACGUGGUAGUCUAGGAUGGCCUACAAUUUAACUGCAUAGCCCAGGCUAAUCUCAAAUUCAUGGCAUUCCCCUUGCCUCAGUCUCCCAGGUAUUGGGGUCACAGGUGUGAGCCACUGUGUCCUGUUGCCUUUUAAAGUCACCCAGUGAGCUUUGGAAAUGCUGUUGUCCCAGCCCCUCGGCAGAGUGAAAGAGACCCUUCCUAAAGACAGGUCUCAUGUGUGUAUGGGAAAUCAGACAACACUACUUUGCAGUCGGGCCUGACAACUCUAGCCUGGACCACUCUGAUGUCUAGCUAUGGUUGAUCAUGAAUCCACAGGCUCAGGCACUUCCUAGUCUCGGGUUUCAUUAGAGAUAUAAUGGAAACGGAGUGCACACAUCGCUCUUUAAUUUCAAGACGGCAGUGUGGCUCAGGGACACUUUAAUGGAAACAGUUGUCAGACGUGAAGAACUUACAAAGCAAAGCACAGAACCCAGAGAAAUGGAAUGUGAAAGAGAAGAACAGAGAGAAACGUAGUAAAGAAAGAAAAUGACUCAGUAUUUCAAUACCCAAAUCACUGAGUAGAUUUCUUGCUAUCUGGGUGAGUAUAUCUAUUUUCAAAAGUGCUAUUAGCAUAAACAGAGCACUAAAUCUGGGGCACCGUGCCCUCUUUUUUUUUUUUUUCAAAGUUGUUAAGAAGAAUUAUAUCAGUGUGCAGGUGUCACACGCAGUUACUCAGAAUCAGAAAGAAGGCUGAUGGGGGUUAGGAGACCUCCAUCUAUCUAUCUUUUUUUGCAACCAACCACGUCCAAGCUGUUUCUUCAACACUUCCUCUUGCUAAUGAAGGUACUAGCUGGGGAUGGGCUGGGCUUUCCCAUCUCAGCCUAAGACUGCAAGAUUUGAAUGCGCCCCUGAACCGGCCUCGCUGACCACAGCAGGUACCCGGGGCAGAAAUCUGAGCAGGAAGGACAGCAAGUGUGGAGGCGAGACACAUCAAAGCCGAGAUGGGAAGUGAAAGAGCUCUCGUUCUGGACAGAUUGGCAAGCAAUGUGGCUAAACGAAAAAGCUCGAUGCCUCAGAAAUUCAUUGGUGAGAAGCGCCACUGCUUUGACGCCAACUACAAUCCGGGCUACAUGUACGAAAAGGAGAACGAGAUGAUGCAGACCCGGAUGAUGGACCAAGCCAUCAACAACGCCAUCAGCUAUCUCGGGGCUGAAGCCCUUCGCCCCUUAGUCCAGACUCCGCCUGCUCCCACCUCUGAGAUGGUCCCAGUCAUCAGCAGCGUGUACCCCAUAGCACUUACUCGGGCCGAUAUGCCCAAUGGGGCCCCACAGGAGCUGGAGAAGAAACGGAUCCUCCUGCCAGAGAAGAUCUUGCCUUCUGAACGAGGUCUGUCCCCCAAUAACAGUGCCCAGGAUUCCACAGACACCGACAGCAACCACGAGGAUCGCCAGAAUCACAUCUACCAACAGGGCCACAUGGUCCUCCCCCAGGCCCGCAACGGGAUGCCACUUCUCAAGGAGGUACCUCGCUCUUUCGAACUCCUCAAGCCCCCUCCCAUCUGCCUGAGGGACUCCAUCAAAGUGAUCAACAAAGAAGGGGAGGUGAUGGAUGUGUUCCGGUGUGACCACUGCCACGUCCUCUUCCUAGAUUAUGUGAUGUUCACCAUCCACAUGGGGUGCCACGGUUUCCGUGACCCCUUUGAGUGUAACAUGUGUGGAUAUCGAAGCCACGAUCGCUACGAAUUCUCCUCUCACAUCGCCAGGGGAGAACACAGAGCCAUGUUGAAGUGAGCAUCCGUCUCCAAGCGCACACCUAAGGGUCAGCAUUGUUUUUAAAAGCUGAUGACAACCUUACCCAGUAGACCGAACUCAAACCCACAGCCCUGCCCAGGUACAUCAGCUCUCAGUCAUGGCUGGCAGGAGCGGUCAGAGAGACACUGCCCUCAUCCAGAAACUGUCUGCAGAGCUGUCAUGUCACUUUGGGAAACCUCCCUCUCCCGUCAGUUGAAUUCGAUGGGAUUUAAAAGCCAAAGAAGAAUCUGGUUCAUUAUCUUUUGUAGCAAUCCACUGGAGCUCCUGGCCAAUUGGCUGCAGGAAUCAUUCGCUGGAAUUCUCAGCCAUAUGUGGAAAAGCCUUUUGAUCCUAUGCCCAGAUCCACACGCACAGCAGAACAACUGACCAGCUACCCUUGCCCUUGGGCACCAACACAAGGCAGAAGGGUUAGCAAGGCAGAAGGGUUAGUGUGUUGUCAUCCCUCCCUUCACGUCCAAACAGUAAAGAAGAGGUGUUUAUAACAGUAAGGACCCGCUGUCAGUAAUGGAAGACCCUAUUUGUGGCGCUUCAAUCCACUUCCUAUCACGCAAGCAAAACAAAACUGAAGCCAUCUGAGGACCCUUCUGCUUUACCUGAUGUCGCAAGGGACAACCUCAGACAAUUUGGCCUGAGCCAGAACUCUGAUCCUCCUGCCUCUGUCUGGAGGAAAAUUCUGAACCGGAAGAGCCAAUGAUUUUAAACAUCGGGUAUCAUGGAAACCGCAGUCAUCCACUGAGGGGUGGUAAUUUGUCCCCAUUGAUUGAGAUUGGUAGAGCAAGUGGGGGACACAGCUUAGGGGUACAGUGCCUGCCAAGUCUGCCAAGUUCCAUCCCCCACACCAGAGGACAAAGAGGAAAGAAAAGAAAUGGAGGAAAGAAAGAUUGGCUGAGCAGAGUGUGUAAGGACAUAGUUGGUUGGCAGUUCUUGUCACCUUUGUAGAGUACUGGCUGAAAACCCAAGAACAUUCGAAAGUGAUUUUAGGCAAAAGGAAUCAAAUGUGCUGCUUAAUCCACCCCACCCCCACCCCACAUCGGUGAGACCAGGGACAGAACCGCAGAUGUUCUCUCAGAACACUGUGACAUCAUGUUCUCCUGGGUUAGACAUGUGUGGCUUUUAUUUCAUUAUUCUAUUUUUAAAACAGGGUCUUCGGCUGCCCAGGCUAGCCUCAAGCUCACUACUAGCUGAGGCUGGCCAGCACUCUGACCCUCCUGCCUCAGCCUUCCAAGCGCUGGGGUGAGAGAGCGGUCACUGUCGUGGUCUUGGGUUUCUGUUGUCCAGGAGCUACCGCAUCUCACUGAGAGUCUUGGAAGACGGAUGGUUUUCCGUAGAUGGACCAGUCAGUCACCUUUGUCACACGGGCACCAAGACAUCAAGAUUCUUGUAAAAAUGUCCCAUGAAAUGAGUGCUGGGGUAGAGGCCACAAAAUAUGUUUGCUGAGCUCAUGUUCGCUACUAAUUAGUUAACUCUAAAAACUAAAUUUCCUCAACCGUAAAAUAAGUGGUGGAUCUAAACCCUCUUAAUGGUCCCUUCAGACCUUGAUACAUGAUUAUUCAAUAACCACGGGCUAUGUUGGUUUGUUUUUUUUUUUUUUUUAACUUCUUGAUGUGUGGGCAUUAAGCAACCGAGUCUGCGCGUAAGAACGUGUUUCCUAUUUCUUUGGUGUGAAAAUGUAGUUGUGUUAAGUUUUUCCUUCAGCCACUGAGUCAUGACCGUGAGGGAGAUGGCGGGGAAGGACCGAGAACAGGAAGGUGUUUUGAUUGUGCUGUUGCGCACACACCAACCGGCAUCUACAGCUCCUUGCCAGGGUCCUUUUCUUCCUUGCCUUUUAAAAGAGCUUGUGUUAGGAAAAAUAACUUCCGCUUACAGGGACAGCUUCAUGGAGCCUACUUACAAAUUAAGAGCUAGCUUUUAUGAACAUUUCUACCAGAGCCAAGAAUUCCAAAUUCCUGGUAUAAUAAUUAGCAUUUUCCUUCUAAAGGGCUUAUGGAUUCGGCUCUCACUCAUCUACACGAUGCCAGUAAUUAAAACGUUCCACCUCAAACACACAAAUGGCUUAGCCUGCUUUGUAGCAUGGUGUCUGUCUCAGGGUAAAGGGGGUGGGCGUGUGAAACUCCAUGGCAACAGUGCCGUGUGUCUGAGGCUUCAGCUAAGGGCCAGGUGUCUUCAGCGUAUCUCUCUGCCUCCCAGCAGAAUCGGAUCUGAGCUGUACCACAUUGUUCAUGCCCCUGGUGAAAGAGGACCUGCCUGUUCUAUGCUUGAGAUAUUUCACAUCCUGUUGUCUUGGGGAGGGGGGUACAAAGAGAGGGCGUUGGAAAACAGAGACUAGAAAGGAGAGAUACAGAAAUGGACAGUUCCACCAGAGUGCUGUUGAAAUCUGCUGCAGGGGUGUUGGCACAUACACACACACACACACACACACACACACACACACAGGCACACACACACGCGCACACACACCCAUACUCAUUCUUUGUCAUCUCAAGAUGGUGAACUACCAUUCUACCAGCCCAGAAACUGUGGGCUCGCUGGGUUGCACACAUGUCCCAAGGCUCCUUUUCUGAGAGAUGUGCACACAGAGCCUUGACCUUCAUAGAAGCAUCCAGAGCCUCGGUAGGAGCCCUCAACUCCAAGGGCCCGCUGGAACUUGAAGAUCUUGAGCCUGGCAGUUGAGCCUAGCGGGGUGCUGUGGUUAGUGUCAUGGUUACCACUGCCUGUACUACCUAAGGGCUGCCCCAAUGGAGGUGAGGGCUGUGAAGUCCUGGGGUGGCUUCAGCUUCCUCACACAGACACCUCUGCCAUGAACCCUGUGGAUCUUGCCUUCCUUUCCCACCAGCUCUCUUAUAAGCAGACUUCCACCACACACCACAGGGGUGGGGGCUGCGAUUUGGGGACCAACCAAACCCACAAGAAGUUCCAUUGCAGCCAAGGUGACAGAGUUGGGGUUAGGGUGGGAAAAAGUAGAAAUGUCUUUCCCAGUGCUCCUUACCAUGAUCUGAAGUGCUGCACAGAGCCGAACAGAAGUGCCGCUCCUACUCACCAUCACCACCAGAAGAGGGGAAAGGCCACUGAUCUUCACAGGCUUCAAGCCAUCCCCAAAGAAACAGUGUCCUGGCGACAACAAGCCAGCUGGCCUUCUCUCUCUGCUGCCAUUCUCAGUCCUUCUGACUUUGCUCCUGAGUUCACCCAUGACAGAUUUUUCCACCUUUUAUGUGCUUACCAUUCUGGUCAAUCUAUCCAUAUUCACACACACACACACACACACACACACACACACACACACACACCACACAUACACACACCACACACAUACACAUACACAUACACACACCACCACUGAAGAAAAUGGCCCAAGUGUAUUUUGCAAAGAGAAAUAUUUUAACACAUAAAAUCUUAAUUGAAAUAUAUAACUAACAAAUGCCGUAUUGACAUAAAAGUUUUGCAAGUAGGGUCUACAUUACUAUUCUCCUCAGCUGCCUUGCCCCCUUACCGAAUGUGAAGGUUGUUACACUUUGAGGGGAAAGCCUUACUUCCAGGCUAGGGUGUGGCUCAGUACAAGAAUGCUUCUUGCCUAGCACCAGCAUGAGACAGGCCCUGGUUUCCAAGCCUGGCUGGAAGAAAAAGAGAUAUAGAAAUGUAGAUGAUAGAUAGAUAGAUAGAUAGAUAGAUAGAUAGAUAGAUAGAUAGACAGACAGACAGAUAGAUAAGAGACAGACAGACACCAACAGACAAAUCAUAUUUUUGAAACAUACCCCAGGGCAAGCAGGAAGACUAUGGGGACAAAGUUGGUCCAUGGUCCUCCCUGUAAGAUCAAUGAUCCUCCCUGUAAGGUCUAUGGUCCUCCCUGUAAUAUCUAUAGUCCUCCCUGUAAGAUCCAUAGUCCUCCCUGUAAGAUCCAUAGUCCUCCCUGUAAGAUCUAUGGUCCUCCCUGUAAGGCCCAUGGUCCUCCCUGUAAUGUCAAUAGUCCUCCCUGUAAGAUCUAUGGUCUUCCCUUUAAGGCCCAUGGUCCUCCCUUUUAGCUGCACUCCACUGAAAGGUAUGCUGGUCUCUAGAAAGGCUUGGGAAUCCCCGUGUCAGUUCAGACUUGUGGAUGAGCUUGGGCAUCUUUGAGGAUGCAGAAACCUUGAAUUAAGACUUCUACAGUCAAGAAGGAAAAAGAAAAGGGGGUGAAUUUUUACCUAAAAGUCAGCACCCAGAGCUUCAGAGGAAGAGAAUAUAUAUUACCACAUUUCAAAGGAUAGCAAUGCUAUUUCGUGCAAAGGGUUGUUUAGGGUGCUACAAGAGACAGUGAUUCUGGGCAUCACCAUUGGGGAUCGACAUUUGUUAUCCAGAACCAAAAGCUGAAUCUGGUCCACCCGAGGGUUUCUCUAAGAAGACAGGACUGGGCAGCCAUGGGCAUGGUCAGUAAGGAUAGGGUUGGGGACCACAAUUUCUAAGGACAAGGGACUUGCAAGAGCCUAGAGGGCAGGUGUGGGCUUUGACCCAGAGUGAGCUCAGAGCAUAAUGGAAGUCGUUGUCUCUUGCCUUACCUAAGCUGUGACCUCCAUAAUCCACCAAGCAGUCAACAUGCGACAUAGGUGUUUUUACUAUGAAGAAGUUGGAUGUACCAUUCCCCUCAAUAUCUCAAUGGCAGAUCAUCUGAUCCAUCGACACCAUUGGGUGGUUAUCCAAAACUGGAACAUCCAUGCUUUGAUUUAAAAAGAAAGUCAUAAAAUGUCUACCUUCCAGAGUGCUGUGAGGUUUGCUGUAGUCUUGUCUGUAAAGUCGCUUUGGGGGAAGGGGUAAUGUUACACUGUGUAAUUACACAUUUUCUACUGUAGAUCCUGCAUCUGGUUAUGGGGACACGAAAAAGUUCAGGAUUACACUAGUCCAGUGCCAUUGCAGAUGGAGCCCCCCCCUGCACUCCCUCUGCCGAUGCCCAACUGGCAGUGUCUUAGCGUUGUGUCACAGAAAGCUAAAGAAUAUGCUGGCCCUUGGAGCCACUGUGUGUGAGUCACAUUGACCCUUUCAGGGCCUUUCACAGGACAGUAGAGCUUUGCUCCCUCCAUGUCUGGGAGACCACAGCCAUUAACCCUCACAGUCUUCCCAGAAGGUCCCCACCCUCCAACACUCUAGGGAGUCCAUUCUUGAGAGGCCAGAGAGUGGAAGCUCCACUGGACUCCCUAUCUUUCUCAAACAGGCUCUGUUUCUUUGCCUCCCAAAAAGGACACCCGCGUUUUAAUAUGCGAGGGAAAUGGAGCAGCCUUUAACAAUGACUGGUGUGGUAGCCAGUGACUCAUCGAUAUGAGGAUCUUUCCAGGCUCACUGGCAAAGCCCUUCCUGGUUGACCUGCCUCUGUGGAUUUACAGAAACCAAAUUACUGUGGGUUGUGAAGAACUAGCAGGUCAUUUUAAAAGCAGACACACCUUCACCCAGACUGUGGUUUUUAUAUGCUCAGCCGGUGAGCUUCUGGCUACUGGAAAAAAACAUAGCUUAUUUUUAAUUUCUGGUUGUCAAAGUUACCACACGUGUGGUCUGUGGAUGACCCUCAUCUGCAGAGUUGAUGAGAGAAGAACAAAAGGCAGCUUGGGACUCAGGGCACCCUUACCUAGAAGUUACCACAAGGCCUGCACUAUCAGCCUUCCCCCCUGCCUGUGCUUCUCAGAAACAUCCCCUGCAAUGGUGUCUCUCUUUCCCUCCUCUGGAGAUUUACCUGACUCCCACCACGGGGAGCCCUGUACAGUAAAUUCCCACCCCAUAACGUCUGUCCAAAGUUCGCUUUGAGCGAAGCCCUCGCUAACCUCGCCAGAAUGUGAGGAGGACUGCAUCUCCUGUAUGAAGCAGCUUUGAUGGUAUUGUCAAGUUUUCUUUACUGUGUUUGAUUUUUUUUUUACACUGAUAAAUACAUAAAUAAAACCCUGGUGUGUUUAAAAUGA
This is a messenger RNA of Rattus norvegicus (Norway rat), 14667 nucleotides long. It is a transcript of the gene Ikzf3, whose product is annotated as IKAROS family zinc finger 3. Gene Ontology annotation, molecular function: protein heterodimerization activity; RNA polymerase II transcription regulatory region sequence-specific DNA binding; sequence-specific DNA binding. Gene Ontology annotation, biological process: regulation of lymphocyte differentiation; T cell differentiation; B cell differentiation. The record is from RefSeq and is a predicted model, not a curated record. Gene Ontology annotation, cellular component: nucleoplasm; nucleus; cytosol. Lineage: Eukaryota; Metazoa; Chordata; Mammalia; Rodentia; Muridae.